CUCCCUCCCGCCCUGGUGGUGGAUGGUCAUGUGAUACGUCGGGUGCUGUCGGACUGAAAGAGAACUUCUCCAAGUCAAAAGUUUUGUACCCCUGGGAUACUCUCGGUGUCAAACAGAACACCACCAUGGCGGAGCUGAGUUUUGUCAUCACCAUGUCCGUGGUGACUCUGUUCUGGGCCAUUGUCGGAGGAAUAGUGCCGCUGUUCAUCCCCAAAGGACCGAACCGAGGAGUCAUAGUCACAAUGCUGGUGUUAACAUCCGUCUGCUGCUACUUGUUCUGGUUGAUAGCAAUCCUGGCCCAGCUGAACCCACUGUUUGGACCGUCUCUGUCCACGGACGCCAUCUGGUACCUGAGAUAUCACUGGCCUUAGUUUACAGUUGCAGGGGGGAGCACCUGGCGCUGCCAGCUCUGUGCAGAGAUGAUGCCUUCUGAAUCGCCUUAAACUCGUAUCCCUGUGUGAUUACUGAGUGGUGCCCGGCCCGGUGCCUUGUACAAAACUGAUUCCCAAAGGACUUCUGAGAGAUCUCACUGAAUGUGCUUUACUUUAGAUUAAAGCAGCGCUUCGCCUCGGUCUUGUUUGGUUUAAAUAAAUAUAUAUGAUGUACAUUGUGUUUAUGUAUGAGCUUUCCUUUAAAUAGCUAAUGUGUGGUGCCUUUGACGUGAUCUGUCUGUGUCUCUUGAUAUAACUGAUGGAUGCAAUUGUUGUUAAUUAAUAAAGUAAUAAUCAAUUCCA
Molecule: messenger RNA, 734 nt
Organism: Scophthalmus maximus (turbot)
Lineage: Eukaryota; Metazoa; Chordata; Actinopteri; Pleuronectiformes; Scophthalmidae
Gene: atp6v0e1
Product: ATPase H+ transporting V0 subunit e1
Exons: 4
Coding region: 126-371 (81 amino acids)
Biological process (GO): proton transmembrane transport
Cellular component (GO): proton-transporting V-type ATPase, V0 domain
Molecular function (GO): proton-transporting ATPase activity, rotational mechanism
Source: RefSeq, a predicted model, not a curated record